Molecule: messenger RNA, 2112 nt
Organism: Oncorhynchus nerka (sockeye salmon)
Lineage: Eukaryota; Metazoa; Chordata; Actinopteri; Salmoniformes; Salmonidae
Gene: tektl1
Product: tektin like 1
Exons: 8
Coding region: 111-1502 (463 amino acids)
Source: RefSeq, a predicted model, not a curated record
UUGACCCUCGGCAGGUUGAGGGGAACUUUUCGUAAUUAGUCGCCUAAUCAAAAGAGACUUGGUAGUUAAAUAUAUAUAUAUAUUUUUAAAGAGGCUUGAGUAAAUAGAAAAUGCCUGUUCAGUCAGUUCCCCUAGCCUCUGUGACGAUAGGACCGCAGUCUUGGCGAGAUGAUACGAUGCACUCUAUACGGUUAGCGGAACACUUGGUGCGGCAAACCCACGCAGGACGGCCGGGGUCUAUCAGCCGUGCGCGGAGCUGUAGCGCCACCGCGUUUACCCGGAGGCGCACAGACACAAUUGAAGAGGUUGGAAGUGGAGAUACUCAUGAUGCUUUGUGCAAGAAUAAACUCAGACCCCAAAACACAGGCACAAUGUUCCCAUAUGCUACCACCACAUUUGUGGUCCCGUUUCCCCCUCCCUGCUUCCGAGAGCAGUGUGCAGAGGCCAGUGUCGGGGUAGCAAGGGAGUACAUGCGCAGUGUGAGGGAAAUGGAGGGCGAGAUACGUAGACAAGCUGGCCGGGUGGCACAUGAAUGCGUUAAACUGGAGCGGGAGAGAGGCCUCCUGGAGAGGAUGCUGAGGAGCCUGAGGUGUGAAAUGCUGAUCAACAAGAAGAGUGUGGAGGGAAGGACCAUAAGACCAGCUUCUACUGAGACUGGAAGAGACGGAGCAGACCAUUUGCUGGAGUGUGAAAAGAGAGAACUCACUGAGCUGAAACAGGAGAUGGAGAGCACUCUGAGGAGCACACUAGCCCAACUACAGACCCUGGGUCAGUGCAGUAGGCAGCUGAUGGACUGUGCCAGUGAGAGAGCGCGUGUUCUAGAGCUUCUACCACACACUGGCUCUGGCUCUCUCUCCAUAGGGGGACAGGGAACUCCCUCCCAAGGCCUCAUAAAACUACCAGAGCCAAUCGGCCCCUUCACUCCAGAAUGUAAGCAGGUUCUGGAGUCUUCCACUCUGGCUGUGAACCAAUCACAGCUGCUACGAGAAAACAUCAGGCAGAUGAUUGGCAAUGCCAUCGCCAGGCAAAAAGCUGCCCACCGUACUGUCAAUGAAGCUCUGGUGAAGAAAAUAGCUGAGACAGUCACUCUGAAGCAAAAUCUUACAAUUAUGUCUGCAGCCGCCAGGCAGGCCAUUUUCCGCAAACAGAGGCAGCUGAACUGCAUUCGUCACAGCCAUGACAGAGCACUGGGCCCUGAGUACAGUGGGGAUAUACUUUCCAGAGAGAAACUGAACAGGCCUAUAGUGAAGGUUUACCACAGACACCCUGGGACCCAGUUACCUGAGGCUGCUCAUCUCAUACAGGGUAGUUCUGUGUUGAGACACUGCCUGCUGUCCUCUGAAGAGGAGCUCUCCAGGCUGCAGGGCACGUGCCUGCAGCUGGUGGCCAACCUGCACGGCAAGAGGGCUGCAGAGCAGGUGGACUCUGCUGUGGUCAGGCUGCGGCGGCAGCUGGUCGACAGACGAGCAAUGCCCACUUUCCUCCAACAGGGGUUGUACUAAACUCAUUAUGUAGUGCAUGACUCAAUUCAUCUUUCCUCAAUGUUUCUUCUCCUCCAAUGCAUUUUGAGAAGUAGAUGAGAGGAAUCAAGGAAAGAGAAGAGCCCGAAUCUAUAGUUGUAUACAAACGGCAUGUGUGUUUUCUCCUGGAUAUGAAGUGAAAGAUGGACCAAUGUGCUGAAAAGGGGACCAUUUAAACAAGAUAUUAGGACGGUGUGUUUUUUAACCUAGUCAUGUGUGGCAUACCAGCGCUCGAUUAACCACAUUUCUGCAUUACACCAUGAUUGUGUACUUGAAAUAAACCAACAGUAUUUCUCUGCAAAGUCAGCCCCAUUGCUUAUUGUGUGGGAGUCCCUGAGAGCAUAAAUGUGCAUGGGUUUCAUUGGCAUGUACUUGAUCUCCUUGUCAUACUGCCAUUUUGUACAGCUUGGCAUCUAUAUUGUGAAUUGAAUAUGUUCAGCAUAGACUGCAUUAGAAUCACAAACAGUUUGCUGUACUGUUUAUGCUCAACGUCACCUGUGAAUAUAUGUAUACUGUUAAAGUCCAAUCUCCAUCGCACCCUCCUCUUCAGUCCGAGUCAUAAGACGGCAAGUCACUUGACAGUCCUGCCUCU